Molecule: messenger RNA, 1645 nt
Organism: Magallana angulata
Lineage: Eukaryota; Metazoa; Mollusca; Bivalvia; Ostreida; Ostreidae
Product: mediator of RNA polymerase II transcription subunit 19-like
Exons: 5
Coding region: 39-719 (226 amino acids)
Biological process (GO): positive regulation of transcription by RNA polymerase II
Cellular component (GO): mediator complex
Molecular function (GO): transcription coregulator activity; transcription factor binding
Source: RefSeq, a predicted model, not a curated record
AUGGUACGAGUUAUCUUUAGAAACAAAAUGGGGGCAAAAUGAACGAACCGAUCCGACGCCCGGAACAAGGUUCGCCAAGAUCAAGUCCCAGGGGGUCCCGCUCACCGGCAUACCCCCGUACGGACUCCUCGGGGACAUUGAAGACAACAAUAAGCCUUGGAAGAGUUCCAUCUGUCAUUCACUCUGGACCAUUUUAUCUCGUCAAAGACAUCGGUCCAGCACAUCCGUCUCACUCUGGCAUUACUGGCAGCACCAACCUGAUGAUUCACUAUGGCCUCCAGAACUCAUAUAGCAAGUUUUGUAAAAAAGAGGGCAAGGAGGAGCUGAGUGCAUUUCUGCCAAAUCUUCCAGGAUAUAUAGAUACUCCAGGAAUGCAGGAUAAUAGCUCCUUAAGAUCACUUAUAGAAAACCCACCAAAGACAAGCAAGGAACUUGUACCUUUGUCAGGCCCAGCACUUCAAGGAUUCCGACUUCACCCUGGACCACUACCUGAACAAUAUAGAUUUAUGAGUCAUAUGCCCAGGAAGAAGCACAAACUUAAGAAAAAAGAAAGAGAACGAGAAAAGCCAGGAAACAUGCAGGAUGCUCAAGAUAAUUCACCUGAAGUGAAAACCAAGAAAGUUAAAACAGAGGAAAAGAAGAAGAAAAAGAAGAAAAAUAAAAAGAAAGCUAAAGAGAAAGAUGAUGGUAGUUUAUUCAUUUCUAUACCUCCAACUUGAUGAAAUUUUGGGGUAUAUAAAUAUAGUAUUUCCCCUAAGUACUUUUGUUCAGCCAUUGCUUCCAUUGUCCUAAGCACUUCAGUCUGCAUGCAAAUUUAUGUCUUGGAGAGUUCCUAAUGACUUUAUCAAAACAUUCUGAUAUUUUAAAGUUCAAGUUUGGUCAACAUUAGAAAAUUAACAAAUUCAAUCUACACCGGCCACCCAAUAUAAAGAAAAAUUACCUUGCAUUUGUGCUGAAAUGCCUCACAAGGACAUGUCUCACAAGUUUGGAAGGCCAUAUAGUUUAAAAAUUAAAAAAAGUUCUUAAUUACUUUAAAUAUAAAUGAAUAUAGGUAAUACUUCACAGAAAUAUAUUUCUGUUGUAGAUGAUACGAGGUACAUGUUUGAAUUAAAAUGUCAAGCUUGUUUUGGUCUUUAAAUCAAUACACAGACCCCUGUCAUUUUUAUUCACUAUCAAUCAAUUUGUGAGACAAGAAUACAUGUUAAAUAAACAAGUAUAAUUAAUACUCUGUUGUAAGCAUCUGUUGAAGGUCAAGGUCACUGCUAGCCUCUAAAAAGUUAAGCUUUCUUUUAAGUCUCAUUAAGUGACAAGUAUUGUACAUUUUGUUCAUUGAGAGCUCAUUAUACAGUUAUCCUUCAAUAUUUACAUUAGCAAAUGUUUCUUUAUAUGAACCUAAAGAAGAACAAAAACAUCCAUUUGUGUGCUCAAAUCUUAUGAUAAGCCAUCUGAGCUUCAAAGGAUUUGAUCAUGUGACCAACCAAGUUCAUAUCUUGGUGAACUUUUUAAAAUUGCUGUUCAUUUAUGAAAUAAACCUAGCUUUACGGUAGAAAAUCUGUUUUUACUCAAUCCAUUUAAGUAAAAACAGUUGAAAAUUGCUGUUGUGCUUUCAUGUUAUUAAAGUUUAAUGCAAUCACAACUUUAAAAU